AUGCAAGGCUUUUCUUUGGAUUUAUUAAAUGUUGUUGGAUAUUUGUUUCUUACGAUAUUUGUAGAUCAUGGUGCCACAUUGAAGCAUUUUGAAAACUUUGAUCGAGAUUUGACAUACGGAAAAGUACAUCACCUGUUUCCCACGUCGAGAUGGAGACCAGGGACAAACGGAUCACCUUACAAACCCAGUGUGCUUGUAGAGGUUGAAGGUCGUCCGCUGAGACUGUCCUUAACCUUUAAUUCACGUCUAUCUGGGUGUGUCAGGGUCUACCCUCAAAGAGAAGAUAUCUGUAACAAAGAGAAGGAAGUUGAAUUAUAUCAGGAUCCACUUCAUGGGGCGUCAGUAGAGAUCGAGACCUCUGCAGCGGGGCUAUACAGUUUGUCUGGAACUUUUACUUUUGGUCACCACCAUUAUUAUAUCAAGACAGUCUCCAAUAUCAAGUCCUUUCAUCAAGUUUCAAAAGUGCCAUUCCUGAUUUCAAAGAUAACAACAUAUUCAGAUUUACGAUCUGACUACAUCAUUCCAAAUCCUAAACCACUUAGGUACAAACCAUUAAGGAGAGAUUUUCCGCUCCGCCAUAAAAGAUCUGGGACAGUGUACACGGUGGAAUUGUUUCUAACUAUUGAUUACAGCAUAUACAAGUUUUGGUACGAACAGAACAGCAACAUCACCAGUAGUGGGGAAAGACGAAACGCGGCCAUUAAUGACAUAAAGCAUUACUACGCUUUCCUUGUCAAUGGAGUCGAUGCCAGAUACAAGAACCUACCGGCGUCCACUUACACCAUCAGUGUCAUAUUUGCAGGGAUGUACAUCGCUGAGACAGCCGCCUCUUGGACUGGGAGUAUGGACAGCCAGAAUAAAUUAGAUGCCAUUUCUGCUGGUGAGGCAUUUGAAAGCUGGCGGACGUCACAACUGAAAUCCAAUUCCAUUCCAGACCAUGACCAUGCUAUGCUAUUUACAAGGUAUAACUUGGCCAUGCAAAACCAAACUGGUGCAACAGGAUUUGCAUACGUAUCCUCAAUGUGUUCAUCAGGCUCAAUUUCUCUGAUCGAGGAAAAAUUUGACUUGAUUAGUUACACAAUUGCUGCGCACGAAUUGGGUCAUAGUUUAGGGGCGACCCACGAGGGUGUGGGGACGAACACAUGCCCAGAUGAAGGAUACGUCAUGUCCGCUGUUAGUCGUCCGCAUGUUAAAUCCACGAAUCCAUGGAAAUUUUCCUCCUGUUCUGUGACCCAAAUAACCAAUUACAUCAAUUCCUUGCAAUCCAAUUGUCUGUUGCAAGAAACAUCAUCUGUGGAUCGAAAUUCACUGCAUUCUUUCGAAAGUACACCAUUGGGACAAAUAUACCAAAUCGACCAACAAUGUAUGCUCAGUUUUGGUUCUGGUGCUCUUAUCUGCAGGGAGUUUUACAAUUCCUCGAAUUUUCAAGAAAUAUGCACGACUUUGCAUUGUAAAGGACAGGGCAGUACUAGCUGCGGUGCUAUUCUUCCUGCAGAUGGCACCACCUGUGGCAACCGGAAGUGGUGCCAAAAUGGUGUAUGUACAUACAACAGCUCUAGCCCCGCUGCAGAUGAGACCUGCUUAUUUGGGGACGAACCAGGGACUGUGUGUACUCAGAUAAAGACUAAUUCUUGGGAUUGCUAUGGUAACGACUACCGUAAAUGUUGUCGUUCUUGUGAGUCAAUCAGAUCCAGCGAUACAAACUGUCCUUUUGGAAAUCGCGUUGCAGAUUGUUCUUUCCUAACAAUUAAUAAUCGCAUUCAUUGCUACGAUGCUGCUAUGUAUUUGCCAUGCUGUGACUCCUGCAAAAAGCUCUCCACAAAUAUUUCAGGCUGUGAGUAUGGAGACAGGGUAGAGAAUUGUGAUGCACAGAAUGAUUGCUCCAGUCCACAAAUCUCAUGGAACUGUUGUGCUACAUGUAGCAAAGUAACACCAACAGCACAGCCAAGCACAACUUUAUCAACAACCACAACAUCCAGUACAACUAUUACCUCUACAACACCAUCAACAACUUCCACAAGUCAAGCGCCAACAACAACGAUCUUCACAACUACAUCUACACCUAAAUUCAGCACAACGACAAAACCAAUCACAACAACUCAAUCUUCAACAACAUCAGUGAUUAGUAGUUCGAUUUCUACAUCAACACUUGUUCCAAAAUCAACAACAACAACAACAAAACAUCCAUCUACCAUAACUUCUACACCAAUUCCCACAACUACCACUGCCAAACUGAUAACAAGUCCGACAACAAUCGCUCAAUCUCAAACAACUUGGACUUUUACCACUACUACAACUGUGCAUAUCAGAACAACACCAGCACCAACAAACUCCACAACAACACAACCAUCUACUACACCAAAGCCUAUGACAACAAGUACAACAACAACCUUUCAAUCUCCAACAACAUCAACUUUCAAAACUACUACUUCUACAACUGUCCCAAUAACAACUAGCCAAGUACCAAAAUCGAGCACCAAAGCUGCACCUCCAUCUACAAAGACAACAAAAGAAACAACAAUAAAGCCUACAACAGCGAUUACAACUACAGCAACACCAAUAACUACAACACAAUCUAAAACCACUGCUGCAAAGACAACAUCAAGAGCAUUGGUAACAAACGCCCAAACAUCAAGAACGCCAUUAUUGACCACACCUACCACGUCCGACAGUACAACUGACUUUUCACAGUUGGCAACACCCAGAAACUUAGCUCCUGGUGAAGAGACUCCCAUUCUUAAAGAACCGUGGUUUUUGGCUAUCAUGACAGCACUUGGUGUGGUUUUUGGUCUUGUAUUGGUUGGGGUAUUUCUACAUGCUUGUAGGAAAAAACGUCAGCUCAGGAAAAACUCUUUAAAAUUACACAAGAAACACACUAAACAUGCAUUUGAGAACCAUCGAUAUAGUUCGAGAAAACAUCACCACUUUGACAUGGACGUAGGCGACGAAUACAAGGAAAUACCACUUAAAUACAAUGCAAUAUCAGGGGCACAAGACAAUGUUAGCAAUUACUCACUUGCCGACAAAAGUCUUUCAAAUACUAUCGCGACGUCAGUAAACCCCUUUAGGACUUUUGCAUCAACAACGUCCGAAGAUCAGCGACUUUCCGAAUCUUUGAAUUCGCCUUUCUAUGAUCACUUGCCAGUAAAAGAGAGACCGCCUCAUGACGCAUUUUCAUCUACAACACACGGGGACCGUCGCCAUUCGUCUCCUCAUGCAGUAACAGGUGUCUUAAACCCCACCUACUCACAUCAACUACAUACAGUCCAAGAACACCAGGGACUGUCCAGAACAUACAGGAAUCCUGUGAGAAAGAGUCCUCCCAUUAGUCAGCAACUCUCACAGACCUGCAGGUCACCUAUCCUUGGUCACGAACAUCGUAAUGACUUUUCAUUAAAACAAGAGUCACCUCAUGAUGCUUUCUCAUCGUCUCUUAACUGGGAUCGCCGUCAUUCCGUUCCUCAUCCAAUAACAGGUGUCCAAAAAUCUCCUCACCCACAUCCAGUGAUUCAAAAACAGGAGGGACUAGCUAGAUCACAUGCGAAUAUUCAACACAGUGGGGGAAGGGGGGCGAAUCAGCAGCAAUGGGGCCAACGUCGAACAAGCGAAUAUAACUCAACGUAUAGAUAUUAA
Messenger RNA from Saccostrea echinata, 3633 nucleotides. RefSeq lists its product as uncharacterized. The record is from RefSeq and is a predicted model, not a curated record. Gene Ontology annotation, molecular function: metalloendopeptidase activity. NCBI's taxonomy places the organism in Eukaryota, Metazoa, Mollusca, Bivalvia, Ostreida, Ostreidae. The coding region runs from base 1 to 3633 and encodes 1210 amino acids. The transcript has 19 exons. Gene Ontology annotation, biological process: proteolysis.